CUUCGCGAGAGGACGUAUCGAUAUCACGCGUUUUCCACCAACCGUUUCACCAACAAAAAGUGUUUUUAAACAGCAAAUUACAUACCAAAAUUUGUGUUAAAACCAAGAGGAGAUAGAGUAGAAGUCAAUCGUGUUCGAAUUUGCUUGCAGGGGUGAUCAGGGAGGCGGAAAACGAUCCACAAAACCUUGCUGGAUAAUCCAGGUCGAGACACGUUUGAAAUGUAAACCAUAUUCCAUAUCUGGGUACGGAAAAAAUUCAGUUGAGGAUAACAAAUGCGCUCGGUCAAGCACCAUCGUGCCUGGUGCACACUAUGACACGCUCGCUACAACAUCGCGACGUCAGAAUAUGAUAAAGCGCUGUGCAAUGGCGGUGCGGUGAUGGCAGAUGGCGCGGGCGCGGUGGCGGGCGCGGGCGAGUGCGCGGGCGAGUGCGCAGGCGAGUGCGCGGCGCGCGGCGCGGCGCUCGAGCGCGCCUACGUGCACGACGUGUACGAGCAGGCGGGCGAGGACGACGCGCCCAGCGCGCCGGCGCCGGCCGUGCGCGCAUUCCUCGCCGACCUGGAGCCGGGCAGCCUCGUGUGCGACGUCGGUUGUGGAAAUGGAAAAUACUUGAGUGUGAAUCCUUCCGUGUUCGCCGUCGGUGGUGACAGGUGCUCGAGACUUUCAGCGCAAGCCCACCAGAACAAUAAUGAGGUGGUCGUAUGCGACAACCUCAGCCUCCCGUUCCGCGACGAAUCGUUCGACGCGGUGCUCUCCAUCGCGGUGGUGCACCACUUCGCGACGGUGGAGCGCCGCGCGAUGGCACUGCGGGAGCUCGCGAGGAUCACCCGCAUUGGGGGCCGGCUGCUGCUCACCGUGUGGGCUAUGGAACACGAGGGACGGAACUUUCAUUCGCAGGACGUCCUGAUUCCAUGGCACAGACCAGUGACGCUGUGUCCGCCACCACCUGGACCACGAUUCCUGUCUGUGGAAAAUGAGCAGACAGCGGAACCAUGGAAGAGCCGAGAUGGCUCACCAGGAUCGUCGUCCUUAUCCUCACCAAAUGAAACAUGCUAUUCAUUUGUGAGACGAGCGUUACAGCGAUUAGCUGGCCGGCGAUCCUUCCUGCCAUCGUGGAACCUAGGAACUAGGGUUAACACUAGACCAUGUCCUCGCGGUCAGCCAGAACCACCAGCAGCAGAUCUUCCAAUUGAAUUACGAAGAUUAGAUGAAGUUCUACCUCCUAGAUUAAUUGCACAACCACCUGACUCAUCCACUUUAAAAUCAAGAAGUCUUACAGACAUUGCUGACAUAGAACGCCACGCAAUGGUGCGAUCCAGGUCUAGUUUGCCCAGUCUUGGUGGUGAAGAACGCGAACCACCACCCUCAGAACCUCCACCAGUUGAAACUGCGGAACGUAAGAAACCCAAAUUAGUUAAACAAAAGAAAUCUAUUAAUGAAGAUGACGCGGAAGAAGAUCUCGAUAAACCUACUGACAUGAAAAGUCUUGUCGAAGAAAUGCCCAAUUUCAAAGUUCAUACAUAUAGAAUGCAAUCAAGAAAGCCUGGUGUAUUUAAACAAACUUCAUUAAAUGAGGAGCUCAUGUCUGCAGAAAGGUUAAGAGAAAAAGAGCGCUUAAGAAAAAAUAUACAAAAACAAGCUUCACUCAAUGAAGAGUAUUUAUAUAGGAGACCAGGGACUCUCGAUUCAAUACGUGACUCGAUUUUCUCAACAUCGGCGACAACUGCUAAAAAAUUUCAAUCACUUAAAAACGGCCUCACAAACAAGUUCAAAACUUCCACAACGAAUAUAGAUAAGGUGACUGUGUUCGUACGAAUGCUGCAAGGUUGGAAAAAUCAUGGACCUGUACCGGAAGUUCCUACACCAAGUGACAAUAACACUACUAAUGAAAAAACCUGUCCUGAGCGGCGACAUUCUAGAGAAGAUGGCUCCGAUUCAUCGAAAGAUAGUAGUUUGCAAAGUGACACAAGUGUCGAUUCAGAAGACAGUUUUGCUUCAGUAAUAUAUGUGCCUAAAGCUGACGGCACUGGCGAUCCUCUAUCACCAACUCCGUUAUCACCAGGUCCUACUUCGCCACGAUUAAAAGUAUCGUCAGUACCAACCUCACCACGCAUGAAAAGUUCACCAGGCCUACCGUCUCCAAGAAUAAAACAAGCAUUUCCUUUGAUUCGACCACCGGCUUCACCAAAUGCGGUACAAGCAGCUGCCAAUUUUAACAAAAUACUCGUUGCACAAUACAGUCUUAAAAACUAUUCCACAACAAACAACGUCCCUGUUGUACCAUUAAAGCCACAAUCAAAGAGCCAACCAAAUUCUCCACCCAAACCUGAAGAACAAGAAAAGAUUAUAAUACCUCCAAUUGAAAACCUGCCUGUUAUAAAGAAAACUAAGCCAGUCUCCGUUCCUGAAAUAUUAGAAGAAAUUGACACAAUAUCACCUAUAAAAGAAGAAGAAGAAAUAUCAACCGAUGUCACAAAUGAGCUUAUUGCAGAAAUAAACAAGGACAUUGAAGAAAUACAUAAACUCACAUUAGAAACUAAUGAUUUAGAACCUCGAAUACUUCAAGACACAAAGCCGUAUCCAAAAAUAACACUACAAACCGUGGCUGAACUACCGGAAAUACCUCAAUUCAAGCCCAAAGAAAACAACAAAUCCCCUGUAUCAGACAAUUUAGAUUCUAGAUUGGCGGACAAAAGACGAAAAGAAAGAAUACGACAAAUAAAAGAAAUGUUGAAUAAAGGAAUUCCUUCAAUAAAUGCAAGUCGCAGGCCGCCGUUUCCCAUUGUUCGUACAACAGGCAAAUCUGAACCGAUUGCUAAAAGUCAUCCAAAGCUCAUGUCAUUGGAAUUAUUUAACCCAGCUAUUGACGAUAUGGAUAGUGACUCUAGUGGAGUUUCUUCACCUGAUUCAGUCGAUAGCGUGAUAAGCGUCGUACCUGAUGAAUUACGCAAGACUGCAGUUGAAAAAGAUUUGCCAGCAUCUGAGUUGCAAACCAAGAAAGAGGAAACGACUACUGAAGAAAAAACGCCACUAAUAUUAAAUACUCCUCAAAACCUCAUAGAGGCUGUUGCAGAAGUUGCACAAACACUUGAUGAAACAUGUGAAACUGUUAUACAAUCGAGUCCAAGAUCAAAAAGAAAACAUUUGGACAAAAUUGAAUGCACAGAAGCCAUGGCAAUAGUUCAAGGAGCUUCGAGUAGCAGUAGCAGCAGUAAUUGGAGCCUUAAUAAGCUUUCACCCGGUGAUUUAAGGAUAUUGGAAGAUAAAUCGAGGUCCCAAUCUCAUACGAGUUCAAGUGGAAGUUCUUCGAGCUUAGAACGUCUAUCUCCAGGACGACGAUCCAAGGACAGGUCCCCAAAACAAGGAAGUACCAGCAAUUCAACAUGGAGCUUAAAUAGGUUGUCACCAAACCGGCCAGAAGGGCGUUCAUUAGAUGAAAACUAUUCCAAAAAUCAUCGCAGCCCCACUCGUUUACCGUACGAUUCUAUCUCAAUAUCAAGUACAGACUCUGAAAAAUCAAUAUCUAAAUCAGAAAGUUUUAACAGAAUCCAAGCGAAUGAACCCUUGGUAACAUGUAAAUCAGAUAUGAUUGCAAAAGAUGAAGAAUGGGUUGACCAAAAUCGUGGUCAGCAUCUUACAGAGUUUGCUGAAAAAUUAAGUGAAAAGUUACUACAAGAAAUAGACCAAUAUUCUAAACGAAUAAAUGAAGAAGACUUUGAUCUACCAAGUAGCAGUAGUAGUGAAAAAAGUAUUUCACUGCGAUUGAAGCGAGAAGAAGAGGACAGAAACACACAAAAAAUAUUAGAUGAACUAUCUGAUAGCUUGCAACACCUCGAGGACCCAUAUUUAUGUAAAGGCGGAAAUGAUGGAAAUAAUUUAAGUAAAUUCAGCGACAAAACAAAAUACGUAACUUGCUUACAAGACUCUCAAGAAAUGGAUAUCAAUAAAUUAUUUCCCAAGUGCAGUACUAAAACAAAGACCAAGAAAAGAUCAAAAGACGUAGAUCCAAUAAUUAACAAAUACAGGGAACUCAAGAAAACUAUGAAGGUAACUAGCGAAGAAGAUAUUUUCUUAAAUAAUUGUGCCAAUAUUCAAUAUAAUGUAAAGACAAUCACGGAUGAUAAAACACCCGAAUUGACGGAUAUUAAAAACCCAGAUGAAGAUAGUGCGAUAUCAUCGAGUAACGGAAAUCCAGAAAUCACAAUUGAUUCGGGCGCAUAUGAUACAAGUCAAUCUCUUGAAACCGGAUAUUCCCUAGAGUCAGAAAUAAGUGUAGACUCGCUUUGUACUAGCACAGAUAAACGAUCAUCAUUAAAAGUAGGACAAUCCACUGACUCAAGUGAUUUGGACAAAAUGGAGAUUAGUCCGGAAUCGAUGACUUCUCGUUCCAGCACAAGCACGGCACCAUUAAAAUCAGGGUUUUCAAUAGAAUCUAGUGACACAUCAGCUGGAAGCGACUGGAGUCGCCGAGACAAAACAGGAAGUACUGCGUCUCUGGGAUGUGCGAGUUUGGCAUCGCUGCCCUCGUGCAGUGAAUGUUCGAAAGACAGAAAAUUCCUGGAAACGCGAUCUUCGUCAGAAGAUACUGCGACGAUGCCCGUCGCCCCACCCCGGUUGCCUCACGCCCCGCUGUUACCUUCGCUAAGCGAUGGGUCAGACAGCCUACCCUCUGAAGGAGGAGCAGUGACCUACCAUCGAUACUACCAUGUAUUUAAGAAGGGAGAACUGGAUCAGUUAAUCGAGAAAUAUGUGGAGAGCCUUCACGUGGUAUCGUCGUACUACGAUCAAGCGAGUUGGUGCGUCAUAGCUGAGAAAGUUCAAGUGUGGACUAUUUAAGUGUGGUGUGUCGUACAAACGUCAUUUAUUUUCGAUGGUCGAGAUUCAAAAACAACCAUUGCGAUGUUAGACACCCAAGUGAAGAAUAUAUCCAAGUGACCUUUCUUAUAAACGCUAACGAGUGAUUAAGGACCGUUCAGGAUAUUCGGAUCUAUACCGUGUGUAAAACUACGCAAAUGCCAAAGCAAAGCUUUUGUUUUUAAAAAUAUUCUAGUCACUAUACUAUAAUAAUUGUUAUCUCUAUGUAAUCGUAUUUACUUGCCCACUACGGAGGAUAACACCCCUGUUUAAAGAAGGGCCUUCGGUGUUCUAUGCGACAUAUAGAACUCGCAUAAAAUGAAAACUAAGAGCUUUAAAUAGUGAAAAAAUUAUAAAUUAAUUAUAAUAUGCUAUAUACUUCAGAGGCUCAAAUAAUAUAAGCUACUCAUAGCUUAUUUAUUGUAAUCUACCGAACAUGUAUACCUGCAGUAAUAUUUCGUAGACAUCUAAUAAUUACGUUUAUACCGUUAUUCAAGACGAAACUGUUAAGGUCCAUUCAACUGUGCUUAGGUAUUCUAUGACAAUAACACGAUUUCAUUGCUUAAAAUAUUAAAUAUUGUGUAACAUAUUAUCCGAACGAAUUACUUACGGAAUUUUAUUUUACAGUUUUGAACAAUGGUAUAAACAUUAUAAAAUUUAAUCGUAUUUUAAUAAAAUGUAAAUUAUUUUCAGUAUUAUAAUAUCAAAGAGCUGGCCUCGCUGUUGAAGUUUUGUAAAAAGUAUGUUAUCUGCGUAUCGUACUUUAUUUCGUUGGAAUAAUUAAUCUGAACAAUUUAAAUAUAAGGUUGCCUGUACAGCUGUUUGAUAAAACAUAAUGUUUUCUGCUGAUAUCUAUCUGAACUUGAUUAUAAUAAGAACAUUAUUGAAUCUUCUUUCAGAAAGUCUUAUAUCUUUACCAUAGUAUGUUAUCUAGUGAAUAUUUUAAUGUCAACCUGUAAUACUAUUAUACAAUAAGUACCUAUAAGCCACUUUUAAAGAACUUAUCAAUUUAUCUCUAAAAUAGUAGGAUCAUUUAUUAGUUUAGAUCGUUACAAUACAAACGGCAGAAUUUGAGAAAAUUUAACAUUUCUAAAGUUAAAGGAAAACUAAAAACAACAGACAAUUUCACAUGAAACGCUGAGGCCAUUCUUAUUAUAGUCAGGUUCGAAAGAGUACACAAAUCACCCUAAUUCUAAUAUUUAUCUUUACCGCAAUAUUAUUAUUUUGUAUCAGUUAUUUUCAGGUAAUCAUACUUUAUGAAUUUUAGUUUUUUUAAAUAAUACAUGUUUUAAGGCAUAAUACAAUAGUAAAUAAUACCUUUAUGAUAACUAAAUAUUUUCAUUUAAUAAUUUGUAACUGCUCCACAAAUCGUUAUGGCAGAUUACCUUUACCUUAUAUAAUACUUGAAAGUACAAAAUAAAUACUCAAUAUGUACCUACUUUUAAGUGUACUUUGCGCUGUUACAAGAAUAACAUUCGUUUUGAUAAAAAUAUUUACUUAGACAAUUUUCUUAUUUUUUCCAAAUAAUUGAAUAAGACAAAACGAAUUAUAUAUUUUAUUUUAAUUACUAAUAAUAAGAUAAGUUUAUUUAUAAUUAAUGCAUUUUAAAUACCUAAACACGUUACACAGACAUUUGAUAUAACCAAAAGAUAAAAUGGCAGUUGCUUCGCAUUAGAUUAUAUUGCCUGAGUAUUUGUUGGUAAUGUAAAUAAUUGCUAUAAGUAUAUAAAAGCUAUUAGAGUUAUUAUAUUAUCAGAAUCAGUGAGAUUAACAUAAACAUAGUAUAGAUAAAUAAUGAAGCUGUACUUUUAAUAGUUUACUAAAAUACAAAUUUAAUAAGAAUAAAAGAAAUUAAUAAAAAGCUAUUUAUAAUGGAACACUUUUCAGUUUACGCUACGGUAUGUCAAUUUAUAAAUAUCACAAAAAUCGAUAUCAUUUCAUUUGGUCAUCAGAUUUACGAACAAAUUUUGAUAAUAAUUACUUUUUGUCGAUUAUCAAUGGCAUAUCUAUUAUUUAUUU
Molecule: messenger RNA, 6873 nt
Organism: Zerene cesonia (dogface butterfly)
Lineage: Eukaryota; Metazoa; Arthropoda; Insecta; Lepidoptera; Pieridae
Gene: fid
Exons: 8
Coding region: 379-4836 (1485 amino acids)
Biological process (GO): tRNA wobble uridine modification
Cellular component (GO): cytoplasm; nucleus
Molecular function (GO): S-adenosylmethionine-dependent methyltransferase activity; tRNA binding
Source: RefSeq, a predicted model, not a curated record